Oncorhynchus gorbuscha (pink salmon) is the source of this 1515-nucleotide messenger RNA. Its product is annotated as zinc finger protein 436-like. Lineage: Eukaryota; Metazoa; Chordata; Actinopteri; Salmoniformes; Salmonidae. The transcript is spliced from 5 exons. Gene Ontology annotation, biological process: negative regulation of transcription by RNA polymerase II; regulation of immune system process; regulation of cytokine production. The coding region runs from base 97 to 1515 and encodes 472 amino acids. The record is from RefSeq and is a predicted model, not a curated record.
UCUGUGUACAUAUCUACUCGUUCAUUGAAACGUAUAUUGCUUGUUAAAUUAGCUAAUGUGGUAAAUUGAUAUUGCAUUAGGCUAAUCGCACGGAACAUGAGCUCACUAAUCUCGACGGAGAAAGAAGCUCUGGUGAAAGGAGAGGAAGAAGCUUUCAGGAUGAAAAGGGAGGAAGAGGAGUCUAUCACAUUGAAAGAAGAGGAUGAUAUUACAGUGAAAGAGGAAUAUGGGAACGAGGUUGUGGAAGAGGACGAGGUAGAAGCUUUCAGAAUCAAAAAGGAGGAAGAUGCCGUAAUUUUGAAAGAAGAGGAAGAACAUUUUGGAGUAAAAGAGGAAGAGGAGGCUAUCUCAAUUAAAGUGGAGAAGGAAGACGUUUUGGGAGUGAAAAAGGAUGAGGCUGAAGAUUCGAGAGAGAGACAUGGCUAUCGUGGAUCCUCUGGGGAGCCUCAACAACCUCAUGAUGCUGAAGAGGCAGAGAAGAGUCUCUCCAGAUCUGAACACCAGAUGGACAACGCUAGCCCUUCCUCCCUCCCGGAGUCCCCGUGUCGUGCCUCUCCCGGUAGCACCUUACUGCUGGGUAUGAAGAGGUUGUCUGUGCUGCUGGUGGACUGCAGGAAAACAACGGGGCUGAGUGGAACUGUGAGAGGAGGAGAAGAGAAGAAAGGAUCAGAUUUGACACAUCAAAGAGACAGACCAGGCUCAGAGGAACCAGAGCCAGGGACGUCCAAACCAGCAAGACGACACCACUGUUCCCACUGUGGAAAGGGUUGUAACCUCUUAUUGGAGCUGAAACAACAUGAGAGAAUACACACAGGGGAGAAGCCUUACCACUGCUUCCAGUGUGGAAAGAGUUUUAACCUGUUAGGGUCUCUGAAACGACAUGAGAGAACACACACAGGGGAGAAGCCUUACCACUGCUCGCAGUGUGGAAAGCGUUUUAACCAGAAAGUACACAUGAAAAACCUUCUCCCUGUGCGACUGUUAGACGGGGAUUCUCAGAACCUUCUCCCUGUGCGACUGUUAGACGGGGAUUCUCAGAACCUUCUCCCUGUGCGACUGUUAGACGGGGAUUCUCAGAACCUUCUCCCUGUGCGACUGUUAGACGGGGAUUCUCAGAACCUUCGCCCUGUGCGACUGUUAGACGGGGAUUCUCAGAACCUUCGCCCUGUGCGACUGUUAGACGGGGAUUCUCAGAACCUUCGCCCUGUGCGACUGUUAGACGGGGAUUCUCAGAACCUUCGCCCUGUGCGACUGUUAGUAGGGGAUUCUCAGAACCUUCUCCCUGUGCGACUGUUAGACGGGGAUUCUCAGAACCUUCGCCCUGUGCGACUGUUAGUAGGGGAUUCUCAGAACCUUCGCCCUGUGCGACUGUUAGACGGGGAUUCUCAGAACCUUUUCCCUGUGCGACUGUUAGACGGGGAUUCUCAGAACCUUCGCCCUGUCCGACUGUUAGACAGGGAUUCUCAGAACCUUCGCCCUGUUCGUUACGUAGCCCUUCACCAUCACACGGCGUAA